GUCAGCAUCUUUAGUACUCAUCUAGUGCUGUUUAGUAUCUCCCUAAAGCUUCCCAAAUACUUCCCUUGGACCCUAGUGCAAGUGUAUGCUCAUCAAUGUGCUUCUGCCAGCCCUGUCCUCAUUUCUGCAUUCAUCUCUACCCUCACAGGCACAUAUUCCAGCAGCGCCAUUAAGAACUAUAUCUAUGGAGUGCGUGUCUGGCACAUUCUGCAUGGAGCACCAUGGAAGCUCAAUGAUGAUGAGAUUAAUGCUUUAAUGACUGGUUCUGCACACACAGCCCCAACCACUUCAUGGCACAAGAAGCAAAGACUGUACACACCAUAG
This is a messenger RNA of Heterobasidion irregulare TC 32-1, 324 nucleotides long. RefSeq lists its product as uncharacterized. NCBI's taxonomy places the organism in Eukaryota, Fungi, Basidiomycota, Agaricomycetes, Russulales, Bondarzewiaceae. The annotation marks the transcript as partial. The transcript has a single exon. The record is from RefSeq and is a predicted model, not a curated record.